CCGUCUCUACUAGGGUUGUGUAUCCGAUGAAUACAGUACUGGAGAAAUCCCUUGCCUUGGCCCUCUACGUAGACUAUUGCAGUAUUGAGUAUUGUAGUGACAAUCAGGGCCGGCGUGGAUCUAUGCAUGGCUUCGUGUGCAUGCAUAUUCACUGCGAUGAUGCUGCUGGUACGCCGAUGAACCAUAGCCGGCUGCCGGUGUCGGCAAGAGCAGAUCUACACGAUGAGUCUGCAACACCGCACAGGCAUAGCUCCACGCAAUGGUUACGAGUCUUACGACCCAGUUCAACAUGAACUGUAGAUAGAUCUGCUGGUGAAUGCAAGGCGGUUUGCGUGCGCGAGGAGAGGGUGCGAGCUCUUCUGUGACUUUGGUGUCUGCGAGGUGCGAUCCGGCGGCAUUUGUACUUGUAGUCGAAGCGCAGUAGAUCUACAAUCCAUAAUACCCUAUCGAUUAGGAUACAAUUGCCCGACUGGGAGAGGGAGAGCAUCGAUAGACGAUACGUUGGGCCCAGAGCGAGCGACUGCGACCCUAGUCAGCACACUACAAUCCGGUGCGCGGUCGGCGCAGACCUGCAAGUGACGUCAAGUCCAUGACCUCAAACUGACUUCUCCAGUCGCGAUCAUGAGUUGAUGGCCCGUCGAAUGUCGCCUGGCAAAGGAAUAUGGGCGAUGCACGCUUCGGAGGUAGAUCUACGUCCGUGAUGAUAACUACAGACCUAGUUGUUGACGAAUCUCCACUUGCAAUACCCCAGCGCAGAGAGUCGAAUGAUGCAGGUGGUGCGGGAGGACAUUCUCUCCCUGUUCAACACCAUUGCCGAGCGAAGGCGAAUGCUCAGAGGAGCCCCGACAUGCAAUCAACAUGGGAAGGAGAUAGCGUUGGACAAAUGAUGGAUGUUGCUCGAGGCCAGCAGACGCCACUGGCGAGGAGGCACUUCGUGUCGCUCACGGUCGUAGUUGUGUGUUUGGUGGGUGCAGUACUGCUGGGCGCAGCGUGCCAGGGCGACGCACAGCUACUCAGCCGACAAACAAACGGGAGGUGGUCCUGCAGACAUGUUCAUAAUAACAAGGAGAUAUUGAGUGGAUCGUACCCGAAUCUCGACUAUGCGCCAAUCGUGUCGCCGCAAAAUGCUGACGUCUGUGGCGACAGGUACACACCAAACGUGGACUGCAAGUACGAGGUGUUUGGCCCUGACAAGACCUUUAUCUAUGUGGAAUUCCUGAGCCUUGACUUGGACAGCGAUUGCUCAAAGGACAGCUUGUCUGUCAUAGGCAAGAGGAAGAGCAGAAAGCUGUGCGGCAGCAAGAAAAGCAGUACGCUGGAUACAUUUGUCAUCGACGACAAUGUCGCCUCAGUGACGUUUCAGUCCAAUCUGGAGUAUGCCUGUCGAGGCUUCUCGGGCUUCAUGGUUGUCUUUACACCUGGCGAGAGUUUUUUUUCACGCAGGCGGAAAAGGAAGAUCAGAUCACAGCCGGAGCUGCGCAGUGAGGCAGUCAAGGUUAUCGGGGACGGCAAGCUUCACGCCAUGCGCCAUCAGACAGAGAAGGUCUACACGAAGGGCACGUGCGAUAUCUGCACCAUGACACAAGUCAGCCAGUGCAAAUGUGCGGCGCCAUUCUUCGACAACUUCCAGAACAAGAAGAAGCAGAAAGAUGAGAGCAUGACGUUGCUCUUGGGUUCAAGCGACACUGUGAAGCACAACUACAUCCUCUAUAGCAAGCUCAGCCGCACCAGGGCAUCUCAUCCGAGCCAAUCAAGAACCAGGUCAUCCCGUCGAACAAGCCGACCGAGCAGUGGAACUCGUCGAACUUCAAGAACAAGUCGACCACGCAGUGGAUCUCGUCAAACUUCAAGAACAAGUCGACCACGCAGUGGAUCUCGUCAAACUUCAAGAACAAGUCGACCACGCAGUGGAUCUCGUCAAACUUCAAGAACAAGUCGACCACGCAGUGGAUCUCGUCGACCUUCAAGAACAAGCCGAAACAGCAGUGGGUCUCGCCGAACUUCAAGAACAAGCCGACCAAAGAGUACGACUUCAAGACGCCCCAAGGCUUCUCAAAGGGCAUCAAGACCAACCAGACGAUCCACAAGAGUCAAACCGCGGCCAGGAAGGAGCUCGAGACGUACAACACGUUCUAGAAAGACUGGAAGAAGCCAGUAUUCAAGACGAGGUUCGAAAAGUCGAGGCCGAAAGAAACGUUCCUCAGAUGGUGAGGAUGACCCGCACCCUACUUUUCUUUUCAAGAUCCAACCCGGCGUUAGUCCUGAGUUCCUCCGGGCACAAAGCAGCUACAACAAAACUAUUGAUCAGGUUCACUUGCGGGAUCAGACUAAAGCUAGGGCUAUCAGCCAAGGAAUGGACCGCAGCAAUCAAGAUUUGCACGCAGACGGGACAAUGCGACCAGUAGACAUGUACUCAAUGAGAGCUCUUGCUCGAGUCAGACGAGAUCCGAGCCAGUCUGAGGAGGACUCAGACAAGCAGUGUGUGUGCCGCCGCUGAGCCGCAGUCCGCCAGCCAUGUAUUCCCCUCAGUGACGUUUCUGGAAGUUGUUUCGUCAUGGGGCCGUUUGAUCAUGCUGCCGAUGCUGAACAAUUGUAUGCCGGCAAAUAAUCGCGGCUGCACUGCAGUGUAGAUACCAAACAUGAGAGUCAAGAUUGAAAAUCCUUGAGCAAAACACCGAUGGGCCAUGGCGUACCCUCCUUGUCGGUAUGCCGCAUGUGCGCGCAUCCUGGACAUCUGAUGGCGUGUCUCAUGCUCAGCCGAGCCAGGCCGCUGCUGCGAGCCGAAAAUGAAGGGCUCCGCGGCGCUCUGCCACAUCACAGUUUGGUUGUUUGGUCAGUUUGGUCUGGUUUUGUUAUUAAUUUUCGGUUCGUUGCCUCAACAGUACAAAAAGUACAAAUUUCAAGAGUGGGACGAACGAGAAGCUGAGAAACGUGGAACAGAACAGAAAGGAAAAUGUACCGCCAUCGCCGUUCUAUCUCGCACAAUGUGACUCAACAGAGAGUCAAACAAUUCCUCAUAAUAAUUAUUAUCAACACUUGAAAGAUCCACUUCCAUGAGCCCGUAUACUGAGUACUACUGACUGUAGCGGUACAUUUUUCCCCUGAACCGUAAUUAUUUUUGACACACACACUCUAUUCUUAUGGUGGGGUGACAUGUAUUUUUUUACCGGCCAUCAUGCUAGUAGUUCUCCCCCCCCCCCCCCCCCCCCCCCGGCUGCUGCUGAUUCUUAUGCAUCGCUGUCAUGCAGACCAUGAUUUGCAUGCCCGUAUUGCCAGUGCCCGCAUCACUAGGCUAGCCAGAUUGAUGCUGUUCAAACGAAAUCCGGAACAUAUGGCCGAAAAUCCGGCGCUCGUUCCGCGUAUGCGGUGCAGUGCUCUCGUAGACCUACGUUGCAGUAUGAUUUUCAGUGUCACGGUCACUAUCGGGAAAUGCAAAGUGCCUUCAAUUCAAAAUGGGCAACCUGUUUGUCUUGCCCCCUACAAUUUUCCUACUUGCUAGAGUGACCCUCCCAGUG
Messenger RNA from Sycon ciliatum, 3515 nucleotides. RefSeq lists its product as uncharacterized. Lineage: Eukaryota; Metazoa; Porifera; Calcarea; Leucosolenida; Sycettidae. The transcript is spliced from 4 exons. The coding region runs from base 662 to 2497 and encodes 611 amino acids. The record is from RefSeq and is a predicted model, not a curated record.